Aspergillus thermomutatus is the source of this 399-nucleotide messenger RNA. RefSeq lists its product as uncharacterized. The record is from RefSeq and is a predicted model, not a curated record. NCBI's taxonomy places the organism in Eukaryota, Fungi, Ascomycota, Eurotiomycetes, Eurotiales, Aspergillaceae. The coding region runs from base 1 to 399 and encodes 132 amino acids. The transcript is spliced from 2 exons.
AUGCGUCGCAAGCGUGAUGAAAACGAGGAAGCUUUGAUUGAAGAGCGUGCACGGAAGAAGAUGCUACAGUUUGUAGAGGCCAGACAGUUCUUUGACUUCAAGUUCACAGUCCAGGGUGCACCGUUCUAUAAGGAGCAAGUGCUGGAGGACCUCCCUUCCGCCGUCGAAGAAUUAGACUGUCCAGUGAUCUUCUACGAUCUGGUGAACGAUUAUUACGUCUCUGACUCGGAAUUGGGCAAGGCCUUUGUGGCCGCCGUCGCGGAUAACGUCCACAACAUGGAGGCUUUCAACGAACUCGACAGAAUGAAGGAGUUCCUUGUUAAAACGCCUAUUUUCGCAGCGGACCUGAUCUCUGAGCUGAUCGAGAGAAGAAUCCGACUCUGCCAGUGUGGCAAUUAA